Myxocyprinus asiaticus (Chinese sucker) is the source of this 4400-nucleotide messenger RNA. Its product is annotated as ubiquitin-conjugating enzyme E2 Q2-like. The record is from RefSeq and is a predicted model, not a curated record. The coding region runs from base 365 to 1507 and encodes 380 amino acids. The transcript has 13 exons. Lineage: Eukaryota; Metazoa; Chordata; Actinopteri; Cypriniformes; Catostomidae.
UCCACUCGCACCUCCAUCUUUAAACACCAGAGAGAAAAAAAGCUUCCGCUCAGCCGUACACAGACAGGGAACCUGCGUUUAUAUCCACAUUUAUGGUAUAUUAACCCCCGAAUCUGUGCUUCUAAUCAUUUAAUUAGACUAGAUGAGACCCGAGGAGCUCAUGGGAGGCACGUUAAAUGCAUUAGAUGAUUUAUUUCUGCAUUGACAUCCUUAAAAACAGAAGGCGGAAAAAAACAUCGAGAGCUGCUGGCCUGUCGCGAGAGAAAAACAGCGUUGAUUUGAACUGCGCAUCUCUCCUUCUUUUGUCCAUCUCUCUCUGGUUUCUCUUCUCUCCCUCCCGAUCGCCGGAGAUGAGUAGUGGAAGAUGUCGGUUUCGGGACUGAAGGCCGAGCUGAAGUUUCUGGAGUCCAUUUUCGACCCGAACCACGAGCGGUUCAGGAUCAUCGACUGGAAGCCGGAUGAGCUGAGCUGCCAGUUUAACGUGACCGGAGAAAAGCUGCUAAUUAUUCACUGCAAUAUCACGGAAUCCUACCCAUUGACUCCCCCAAUAUGGUUUGUGGACUCCGAUGACCCCAGUCUUACUCAAGUACUAGAACGUCUUGAGGAUGUCAGAAAGGGCAGUACACUGCUCUUGCAGCAGCUGAAAAGGCUGAUCUGCGAUCUGUGCCGCCUCUAUAACCUUCCACAGCACCCUGAUGUGGAGAUGCUGGACCAGCCCCUUCCUGCAGGGCCUGUCAACCAGGAAAAAAAGCUUGGGACCACAGAUGAGGUCACUUCAGAAGAGGAAGAAGAAGAAGAGAUGGGAGAGCAGGAUAUUGAGGAUCUCGAUCACUAUGACAUGAAAGAGGAGGAACCAGUGGAUGGAAAGAAGUCAGAGGAUGAUGGAAUUGAGAAGGAGAACUUGGCAAUCCUGGAGAAGAUCCGGAAGAACCAGAGGCAGGACCACUUGAAUGUAAGUGCUCAUUCGGGUGCAGUGUCAGGAUCUGUUCAAGCGUCAGAUCGCCUCAUGAAGGAGCUCAGGGAGAUCUACAGAUCUCAGAGCUACAAAAAUGGCAUAUACUCAGUGGAGCUCGUCAAUGACAGCCUGUAUGAUUGGCAUGUAAAACUAAGAACGGUUGAUCCAGAUAGUCCUCUGCACAGUGACCUCCAGGUGCUGAAAGAAAAGGAAGGAAUGGACUACAUCCUUCUCAAUUUCUCAUACAAAGAUAAUUUCCCCUUUGAUCCUCCAUUUGUACGUGUAGUUUCUCCUGUCCUGUCUGGAGGUUAUGUACUUGGAGGAGGAGCCCUGUGUAUGGAACUACUUACUAAACAGGGCUGGAGCAGUGCCUAUUCCAUAGAGUCUGUUAUCAUGCAGAUAAAUGCCACUUUAGUCAAGGGAAAAGCAAGAGUGCAGUUUGGAGCCAAUAAGAAUCAGUACAAUCUUGCCAGAGCACAGCAGUCAUAUAAAUCACUGGUGCAAAUUCACGAAAAGAAUGGCUGGUACACACCACCAAAAGAAGAUGGGUAAACAAAAAACUCCCUGGAUUCAAACAUGGACACAAUAUCUUGGGGUGGACAUCUUUCUUUCAUUUAUUCCACUCAUCCCUCUUGCUAAUUGGAGACUUAUGUGAUUUAUGAAAAGCAUGAGAUCUGAGCUGAGGAGCCCACCUUACCAACUCACCUCUACAAUACAUGACCAUCUGUUUUCUCCUUCCAGCUCUCUCUCUCUCUCUCUCUCUCUCUCUCUCUCUCUUUCUUUCUCCUCUCUGCCAUUCUUUCACAUCACUGAUUUCAUUUAAACAGGAUAUUCAAACUGAAAAGGGUUCAUUUGGUCAAAUUUGAAAGGGCCAAAUUUGACCCACCUCAAAAGCCUGUUAUGUGACGUUUCGCACCUAUUGGAUGGAUGUUUGUUUGCCAUCUCAGAUAGUUCCAUGACCUCAGCAAAGUGGCCCUUAUGCUACUAUCUCCUCUCAUUUAAACAUCUGAAAGAUCUGACACACAACAGAGCUGUUCUGCAACUCUUCUUAUGAGGACCCUGCUUCUAAGCAGUGGAAGAUAUGUCCUUUACUGGCAACAUAAUGAAAACACAUUAGCAAGUUUAGCCUGGGCAAGUUGGACUCAAAAUUAACUCCACGAACAAGUAAACCUGUAAAGAUUUAAAGUGUUUGGGAUAAUGAGGAGAAUUGUUUCCAUGGCAAACAUUCAAAAUGUUCUGAAGACCCCACUGGAGUCAGGCAUAUAGCUGAACUGCUAUAUGCCUGCCUGCAGCAGGGAACUUAUUCACUUCUAAAAAUGCAUUACUAGAAUAAGGAAACAGAUGACAUCAUGGAAAUCCCCAUGGAGCUAAAAAGAAACCUCUUAUGUUUUAUGUAUGCAUUAUGACUACUGUUGUUUUUGUUCUUUGUUUGAGAAUAGGAGUUGAUGUGUAAGGCUAUGCUGUUAUAGUAAUGGCAUCGGAGACCAUUCCUGUUUAACCAGUGCAUAUUCUGCUGCGAGUUAUUAUUAACGAUCUUGUUAUGCCACCCUGCAAUGCCAAUAUACUCACUUGAGACACUUUUUUUCCUCUCAACACAGGCACAUAGACAAGUAUCGAGUAGAUUGUGGCAUAGAAUUUGCAAAACCACGAUUUCCAGACAGUGGCAACAAAACUAUCAGGUUUUGUCAAUCUUGUUUACCAAGUUGUUUAAAGCCCCAUUGCGGUCUCUAUGGGGAAACUUGGAAGGUGACCAAUAAUGCCUUAAAAAGGAGAGAAAAAUUUAGUGUGCAGUAAUUUUUGUCCAAUUUUAGGCAACCCUUCUCACUGUCCUCCUAUGUUCCUCCAAGCCUUUGCCUAAUGUAUUCCUAUUUAGCACUAGUUUCUUAACUAAACAGAUUUGAUCAGAGAUCUAAAGAGUUAUUUGAGAGUGAGAGCAAUCAGACCGUUACAAACACAUGGAGAUAAAAGCCCUUCUUUAGUGUUAAUAUUGUUCAAAUUCAAAAAGUGGCUUGUUCAUACGCCAACAUGCCCACCAAAGCUUUGACAGUGUUGCACUCUGUCAGUUUGUUCUGUUCUACUGUUGUCCACAUUUCAUUCUCAAAUGGUUGAUGUUUGGAUACUGCUCAAUGGGUGUACUAGCAUUUACACCCUAAAUUCCUAUUUUGCAAAGUAUUUGUAUGCACUUGAAAAUGUUAGGCUGUUUUUUGUUGUUUUUUUCUCUUGAGAUUCCCUUACAGCCAGAAAAAUAUGGGCCUGGUUCACUUUUUAUAUAUAUCUUUGAAACGCCACCCUGACAUUAAGCCAUAGUUGGAAUCCAUAGACAUAUUUUUCUUCCAGAAAUUUCACUCUACUCUGUGACACAUUUUACCCUGAUAUAACUGUGCACAGAUUUUGCCAGAGCACACUGACAUCCACAUUACUAUAUAUCAUCAUCUAAUUUCAGGAUCAGUUCAACAUUCUGAGUGUUUAAAAUGGGGGUAAAGUAUGUUAACAAGAGCUAAUUCGUGAUCGGUUUGAAGAGUCUUAACAUCUGACAGAUCCAUUUUCUUUUAAAGUGCAAGUUGUGCUGUAAUCUCAAGCGUCAUACAUUUUGAGCUAUGAUUGACAUGCUGGGGUUGGUUUUGAGCGAUGUUGGUUUGAGAUCAUGGUUUCCUUCAUCAUUGGAGGGGGUGGGGAGGGGUUAAAUGAGAUAUGCACUGUUAGCAUGCUUUGGUUUUAUUGCUUUUUUUUUUUUUUUUUCAUUGUAAGUGUAAUUUUGACCAUGUACAGUACAAUUUGUAAACUUGCAUCAAGUUUAUGAAUAAAGAAUUUUAAAAAAUACAUCAGUUUUAAUUGCUAUACUAUAUUAACCCAUUUAAGUGAGCACAUGUAUUAUAAACUUUGCAUAACUCAAUGAAACAAACUCUAUGGCUUUUUUAAAAAAAAAAAAAAAUUCUGAACAUCAAAAGUGAAAAUUUUCUUGGGAUAUGAUAAAAAAAAAAAAAAGAACAGGUGCAUGUUUCAUUUGAGUCCACCUAAGUGACAUAUUUGAUUUUUGGCCGGUAUGAUAAUGAGGCUGUGAGGAAUGCAUUGUAUGCAUCUGUAUAAAGUUACUAGAUCUUGUAUAGUUUUCACAACUUGGGGGGGGGGGUAUUUUGUAUUAUUGUCUACUAAAACAUUUGUGUGUAGAUAUUUCAAUUUUUCAUCAGCUUAAUGAUGAAAAACAAUUUAUUCGACAGUACAACCCGUGGAAGAGACUGUACUUUUAUCACUCGCAGCCUCAUUAUCAUUACUGUCAAAAAUGAACAAUGGCUCUACUUUGACUAAGGUCCAUACUUUGAAAUGUACAAUUUUAUAAUAUAAAACAAACUCCUUUUUGAAUUCAGUCAUUGUGUUUCCCACAACUGUGACUCAUUUUCAUAUGUUGUGUGAGCAUUUGAGCCAGAACAAUGGCUCAAACAACAAC